Molecule: messenger RNA, 402 nt
Organism: Pelodiscus sinensis (Chinese soft-shelled turtle)
Lineage: Eukaryota; Metazoa; Chordata; Testudines; Trionychidae
Source: RefSeq, a predicted model, not a curated record
GGAGCAUGGGGCUGGCCCUCUACGCGGUGUCCUACCUGCCCUACCAUGUCCUGCGCAACCUCAACCUGGACCGGCGCCGGAAGCUCUGCAGCCCUGACUCCGGCUCGCUCAACAUCCACACGGCCUACCAGCUCAGCAAGGUCCUGGUCACCCUCAACAUCUGUGCCCACCCGCUGCUCUACACUGCCCUGGCCAACAGCAUGUGGGGCUGGUGCAGCGCCCGCCCCCGGCCGCCUGGGGCUGAGCCGCCCGAGCGCCAGGCUCAGGGACUAGCUGUGGCUAGAGCACUCUAGGCCCCGGGACGGCCCUGCCUGGGGGUGGUCUCCUGCCAGCUCAGUCAUUAAAGCGAAGCAUCAGCCAGCUGCUCCGAGUCGCCUGCUCUCUGGCCGCCUCCCCCGCAGC